Ogataea parapolymorpha DL-1 is the source of this 1086-nucleotide messenger RNA. RefSeq names its product Protein OS-9. Gene Ontology annotation, cellular component: endoplasmic reticulum lumen. The record is from RefSeq and is a predicted model, not a curated record. Bases 1 to 1086 code for a protein of 361 amino acids. The transcript has a single exon. NCBI's taxonomy places the organism in Eukaryota, Fungi, Ascomycota, Pichiomycetes, Pichiales, Pichiaceae. Gene Ontology annotation, biological process: retrograde protein transport, ER to cytosol; endoplasmic reticulum unfolded protein response.
AUGAUAGCAUCAAAUUCAACUAGACCGUCGGGUGCGAGUUCGAGUGUCAAAUUCAAACACUUUGAUCAAAUGUACAACUGCCACUUUGUGGGGAAUGCUGAUCAAAAGGACCUUUCUUUGAGCGAAAGCAGUUACCAGUCAGAUCUUGAGAGUACUGUGGCCACUUUGUGGUCGUUGGGAGAUACCUAUACAAAAGAGAAUAAGAUGAAAUGUCUCUAUCAAUCAUCCAGUGAUUAUUGGAAGUACUGCUUUUGUCUCGAUGGCAAUAUUACGCAAUUUAGAGGGUUCAAAAAACUCUUUGGAGUAUCCACUGAUACAUCUUUGAUAGACCCAGAAAAACCCUUCUUCACCUUGGGAAGUUUCGAGAACGCAAAUAAAAAGGAUUAUACUAAUUUCAAUUUAGUGUCGAACUAUGAUGGUCCAAUCUAUCUUGAGCAAACUAUUGGCGGAGGAGAUAUUUGUGACAAGACAGGCAAACAAAGGCUUUCUACCAUUCGAUAUCGCUGCGAUGAGACUUACCCAGGAGCAAAAUUACUAUCGGUGAGAGAAAUCAAAACCUGCCGCUACGAGGUUCAAGUUUAUCUUCCUGAAAUCUGUAGUUCUCCUUUGUUCAAGAGUCGACCUUCGAAACAAGAGCAGGUGCUUUGUGAAGCCGAGUAUACUGCUGCAUCUUCAAAUCCAGAAAUUUUGGACAUCAAGUCUGUCAACCUUAUUCCUCUUGGAUAUAGCGUUUAUCUGGGAUUAGACGAAACGAAUCCGGAGCGACCUAAUGUUUUAAUUACAAACAAACGAGUUCCUAAUAUCAAUAGCUCCGAGAUUAUACAUGAGUUGCUUGGCGAUGCAGCAAAGGCGUUUGCAAAUCUAAUUUCAAAGUCCUUGAUAUUUCAUCCUGACCAAACCGAGCCAGGACGAUAUGUAUCUGGCAGAGACUCUUUUACUUAUACCACGUCAAUAUUUGGCGUAGGGGGAGUACAUCUAUUCGAUAUGAUGAUACUACAGGAUGAAAGUGGCAAGAUUGUCGCUCAGUUAAUUUCUGAUGGCACACCACCCAAAAACUUCAUUGAAUUCAACGGUGUUGAAGUAUAA